CCCUUAUGCCGGAUACCUACUCCAUACACGGCCUCAGAGUGUUGAACCGCCAAGGUGCCACGAGGUGCCUACGAUUCUAUCAAACAAGCCCCUUUCCACCUCUGAUGCUAUGCGCUCAUGAUGCGCAUAUAACCAAGAAAAUGGUCCUCAAUUGGGAUGGAUGAACUGUGCCUGAAGAUCGCAAAAUAAGGGAUUGCGCCUGAUCAUAAUGGCACCCUCUGACUUUGACGAUGGACACCAUCAACUUUUGUCUGCGGAUGCGGGGGCCGAUAUCUCGUUGAGCAGCCCGCAGCAGAAUCUAGGAACGAGUUCGUCCACUCAUCAGAUCACUCCCGACCCUGUCUCUUCUCCCUCGAUCACUCCAAGCGCUGAAGCCGGUCUACCGACCAGCGACACCAGACAACCACAAUCAAGGAACAACGGCCAUGGCCUGAAGGAGGAGCUCUCCUCGGACUGGUACGUGGAAGGGCCCGGACGGAGAGUUGGUUAUGAUGAUUUGACCGCAAUCGACUGGAUUUAUGAAUACACGAAAGAGAGACAGCGUUUGAGGAGACUGGUAGCACUCAAUUCCGGCGUGGUAGGGCAAUUGAGACAACUAUUCGAAGUCAGCCAGAUCUGGCUGGUUCUCGUUGCAACCGGGAUCUCGGUCGGUUGUGUCGCCGCCGGCAUCAACAUUGCCUCCGACUGGUUAAGCGACAUCAAGACCGGAUAUUGUAAGAAAGGCAGUGGAGGAGGGCAGUUCUACUUGAACAAACAAUUCUGCUGUUGGGGACAUGACGAUCUCUCUCAGUGUCAAGACUGGACUCCUUGGCCUGCAGCGUUAGGGGUUGGUCCAGCCGGUGGGCAAUAUUUUAUAAGCUAUAUCUUCUUCAUUGUCUUUGCAGUCCUUUUUGCCGUAUCGGCUGGCGUAUUGGUCCAAAAGUAUUCGAUUUAUGCUCGACACAGUGGUAUCCCCGAGAUCAAGACCGUUCUUGGGGGCUUUGUCAUCAGACGCUUCCUGGGUGGCUGGACAUUGCUUGCAAAAUCUCUCGGACUGUGUCUUUCCGUCUCGUCAGGCAUGUGGCUUGGAAAGGAGGGACCAUUUGUGCAUCUUGCUUGCUGUUGUGCAAAUAUCAUCAUGAAGCCUUUCGCAGCCCUCAGCCAGAAUGAGGCCCGCAAACGCGAGGUUCUGUCUGCAGCAGCUGCCAGCGGCAUAUCUGUCGCCUUUGGUGCUCCAAUCGGCGGAGUGCUCUUCUCGUUGGAGCAGUUAUCAUACUACUUUCCCGACAAGACCAUGUGGCAGUCUUUCGUCUGUGCCAUGGUGGCAGCUGUCACGUUACAGGCCCUGAACCCAUUCCACACAGGGAAGAUUGCCCUUUACCAAGUCACUUAUACGACAAUUUGGCAUAGCUUUGAGAUUGUACCAUUCGUUCUACUAGGUAUUACAGGCGGACUUUUUGGUGGCAUGUUCAUCAAGCUCAAUAUGCUCGUCUCGAGGAUGAGGAAGUCUCAGAAAUACCCCCUUAAAGAAAGACCACUUCUUGAGGUUCUCGUGGUGGCCGCAGUUUCAGCGCUUGUCAACUUCCCCAACACCUUCAUGCGAGCCCAGCUGUCAGAGCUAGUCUAUUAUCUCUUCGCGGAAUGCGCUACCAUUGGCAACAACGAUAUAUUUGGUCUAUGCAAAGCCACGACUGCGGGUGCCUUAUCGAUGCUGUGGCUUUUGAUUGCGGCCUCUGUACUGGGUUUCUUACUGGCUAGCAUCACAUUUGGGCUACAGAUCCCAGCUGGAAUCAUACUACCCUCGUUGGCGAUUGGUGCGCUCUAUGGAAGGACGGUAGGUGUCGUCAUGGAACUGAUACACAAGCACUUCUCGACAUCAUUGCUUUUUGCAGCAUGUGAGCCUGAUGUUCCAUGUGUGAUUCCAGGGACUUACGCCAUUGUCGGUGCCGCCUCUGCUUUGGCUGGCGUUACACGCAUGACUGUGUCAAUUGUUGCAAUCGUGUUUGAGCUCACCGGUGCGCUCACGUAUGUAUUACCGAUCAUGAUUGCCGUCAUGCUUGCCAAAUGGAUCGGUGAUGCAUGCUCGACCCGAGGCAUCUAUGAGUCUUGGAUUCAAAUCAAUGAAUAUCCUUAUCUAGACAACAAGGAUGAUGCGGCCAUCCCCCACGUCUCGGUGUCAGGAAUCAUGACGAGGGUUGAAGAUAUGGCCUGCUUGAACGGCAACCAAGCAUAUUCUAUCGAGAAACUGCGAAAACUUCUUCGCAACACUUCGUUUCGUGGAUUCCCUGUCGUGGCCUUUAAAGACUCGGCGGCUGAUGCAGCUGAUAUGCCUUCAAGCCCAUCACAUUCACCCCGCGAGAAUACGUUUCUUGGGUAUAUCUCGCGCACAGAGCUCACUUUCGCAUUGGAUCGUGUCACAAAUUUCACGGCCUCUGCGCGGAACUCUCCAGCCGUCACUCUACAGACGCCUUGCUAUUUCAAUUACCACACCGAUGUAAUCUCCGGCCAUGGGGUAGAUCUGCGCCCUUGGAUGGAUCAGACGCCGAUCACGCUGAACGCGAACAGCUCACUGCAGCUGGCUGUCCAUAUGUUUCAGAAUCUCGGCUUGCGCUACCUUCUUUUUGUCGAUAAGGGGGCUUUCCGAGGCAUUCUUACCAAGAAAGAUGUUUGGUGGAUUUUAUCCGCAACUGACGACAGGCGGAAAAGGGAUGAGUUUGUUGCGGGGUCGGGAGUACUUCGAGGCGACGUUGAUGACGAUGACGGUCGCGACGAGGCCAGAGGUCUUCUUCAACAGGAGGACGGGGGAUUUGAGCAACAGAUAGCGCCAACAUAGGACAACCUCUUAAGUUUCACAUUGA
Messenger RNA from Exophiala oligosperma, 2837 nucleotides. RefSeq lists its product as uncharacterized. Gene Ontology annotation, biological process: chloride transport; transmembrane transport. The record is from RefSeq and is a predicted model, not a curated record. Gene Ontology annotation, molecular function: voltage-gated chloride channel activity. Lineage: Eukaryota; Fungi; Ascomycota; Eurotiomycetes; Chaetothyriales; Herpotrichiellaceae. The coding region runs from base 209 to 2812 and encodes 867 amino acids. The transcript is spliced from 4 exons. Gene Ontology annotation, cellular component: membrane; early endosome; Golgi apparatus.